UGUCAUCACUGUUGGAGGUCAAUUAUUACACCAUUCUUCUUCCCUUCCCUCCCCCCUACACGCCACACCAUGCUUCUACCGCCAGAUUAGAAAGUGAUUCGGUUGCUCUGUGUGUCUGGGCCAAGCAGGAGUUGAACCCAAUGACAUAGUCGUGAGAGAUACGUGCGUUGCCGCUGUACCAACAACAGAGGACGUUAACGCUGAAGUAUGGUUAUCAGUAAUGUUAGCUACAAAGCAGCUGAUUGGCUAGAAGAUAAGGAUUAUGAUAAAUAUCAGAUAAUGUACUUGGCUUUUGUGUUUGUAUGAUUCAGAAGACAUCACAGACAGGACUACAUUUUUUGUCUUUUGUUAAGUGGCAAAUGAUGCAGCAUGGCUCUCAGUAAAUGGCAAGAAAUAAAGGCUGCAACCAUGAGUGGAAGGGACGGCAGCCCCAAGAUUUCGCUGGCACUGCUGAAAGGUCGGUCAUCAAACCAGAGUGUACCGAGUAUUAGCUUUAGGUUCAAUCCUUCGGCAGAAAACAUCACACAAGUGUCGGAUCCCGAGGAAGAAUUGGAUGACAUAUCUUGUGACGUCUCCCUGGGAUCAUCUUUAGAAGCGAACUCUGCUGGUGUUCUUCGGGUCGAGUCUUUACGAGAUUCAUCGCCGGUAAAGGAAAGUUUCGGUCGUUCCUUCGGCAAACGUUCCUCCAGCUUAGAUAGUAAUAGUGCGCCCUUGGUCGAUCCUGCACCCACUAAGUCUUCUGAGAGUGGUGGCCUUCUGUCUAGACUCACCAAAACUUUUGAGGAUAAGAUUAAUGAAAUUCGAAAAGAAAAAGAGAAAGAUGUCAAAGGUGAAAAAGACAAGGAAAAAGAUCGUUUAGGAAUAAGUGGGGAAGGUUCCACAGAAAGUGAUGGUGGAUCUGCUAGUGGGGACAAAUCCCCUACGUCAAAGGAUAAUAGAAAAUCCAUUGAUAUUGUACAAAGAGCUGUUGAUGACAGUAAAUCCUUAAAGGCCGAGCUGACUGGUUCUCCUCCUAAGUCUAAGACCAGUAUAGUGCAAGACAUAACUGAACACACAAGUAAGAUCAAAUCUGAGUUUGGUAACAUCAGACCAAAGCUCUCAGAACUGCGCCAUCGGAGAAGUAGUAAGGACAGCUCCAGGAACAGUAAAGACACUACAAAGAAUAAAACUUUCCCUUUUACUUCUCUCCUUGGCCGAGAUGAGGGACUGGGGGAGGAAAUGCUUCUUGAAUGUGAUGAAGUUGAAGUAGAUAGAGCCGUUGAGGCACAGGAGGAUGCCAGUUUGUUCCAUGAAGACCUUGCUGUGGCAGACCCUGGCGACACUCCCACAGAGAAGGACAAAGAAAGUGCUGACCAAAGUAAAUCCCAGACUCCAAAGCCGUCUCCCAAAAAGAGAAAGCCUUCAUUACAGGCUGAGGUAGUAAAGGACUUGACAUUAAGAGAACAGUUUCUACAGUUAGUGAAUAUGUUGCCAGUAUCAGUGUCAGUUUUGUCAAAAAUUUCAGUGGCUGUGUUUUUUUUGUGUUUUAUUUUACCCAUGCCAAGGUUCUUGGCUGGUCUCUUUGUUGGCAUUAUGGUGUCUGGGAUAAUAUUCUACUGCCUCCUUCACUUCCUGCUACCACCCACCCCAGAACUACCUCCAGUUGAUGAUGGACCAGUAUUGUUAACACUUCCGGCUUAUGAAGAUCAGCAGUUGUAUAAGGGCUGGAUGAAUGAACUUGAGGGAGACUACAGCCCAGACACUUACCAUGUGACUCUUACCCAUUCUGUAUUAUUAAGACUUCAAGGAUCUAAACUGCAGAUGGAUCACCCUAGAGGGAAAGUUCCCAAGCAUGCCAGAUUGAAAGAAGAAAUACGCAACUUGGCAUUUACACACCAUCGAGAGUAUGAUAUUGCUGGAUGUCAGGUCAUGCUGAUGCCGCGAAAUUUGCCACGAAGAUGGUUGUGGAGUCGCAAAUACCCAAUAUGCAUCCGUCUUCAGUGUGGGUCCAAGGAAAGCUCACCUUCUCCAAUGUCCAUUGCAUCAACACCAACUGGUUCAGCUCAUGGUAGCCCAACACAUUUUGCAAGCUCACAUCUUGGACGACAGGGUAGUUCAGAAAGUGUAGAAGGGAACUGGAGCUUAGACAACAAUAAAUCAUCUGGAGAAGACGACUUAAUGACAUCAUCACUGGACAUGGCUUCAUUUGAAGAGGUUACACCAGAUAUGUGUCAAGAGAAGUCUCUUUAUCUCUUUGCUCGUUCUGACCGAGAGAAAGACGACUGGUUCAGACGUUUGGUGGCAGCAUCAGAACUUGCAGUGAAACCACAGUCUUCACCCAGUCACAAGCCUUCAAACCAGGAAGUAGGUGAUACCAUUCUUCUUGAAGGGAUACCAGAAACCCUGUUUAACCAAGGAAAGGAACAUCAACAGGAAGGUGCAGCUUCAACUCCCCCGGAAAUGGACUUUGAGCGGUACAUGGCCCGGCUCCUCUAUCAGCCCGGAGGAAUGUCUUCUGAUGGAACACCAGGUCCAGCCAAUGUAGCUUGGAUCAAUGCUCUGGCAGGACGACUCUUUUAUGAUUUUUUACGUAACCCAUAUUGGGCCAACAAGGUGCAAGAACGUGUUCAAAGAAAAUUAAGUAAGCUCCAUGUUCCUUACUUUGUAGGGGAUGUUGUAGUGUGUGGAGUGAACAUGGGCUCAGCCACACCCCAACUCUGUGCUGUUGGUAGUCCUCAGGUGGACUCAAGGGGACUUUGGGUUGAUCUUAACGUAGAAUAUUCUGGAAAUUUUACAAUGAGUUUGGAAACAAAAUUGGACCUUAUGAAGCUUAAACGUACAACUGGCUUAGAGGGUAACACCCCAAACACAUCAUCUCCUCCUAGUCCAGCAGAACCUGCACCACACACCAGUGGACCACGAGUGUACACUCGAUCCCCAUCCUCUGACCGCCUCCUUCGUAACCUCCACUUUGAUACUGACACAGACGAUAGUGUAGAGUCUUCCAGUGAGGAAGAAGGGGAGGAAGAGGGCUUGGCAGCAGAAGCUGGACUUCCUGUUGGGGGCAGUGGACCAACUUCUCGACGGUUGUUAAGACUAGUAGAUACUGUAGCCGGAUCACGUUACUUUCAGCAGGCUGCCGAGUGGAGAUUACUGCAGCGGGCCCUCCAGGGCGUUAGUAACACACGUAUAGAGCUCAGCGUUGAGGUGAGACGGCUUGCCGGAACCUUGGCAUUGAAUGUUCCACCCCCUCCCGCGGAUCGACUCUGGUACGGUUUCCGUGGGGUUCCUGAACUGGUGAUGGUGGCACGGCCCAGGCUUGGUGAUCGCAUUCUUAACUUACCUUUCUUGGUCGAAUUCAUACAGAAGCAACUGAGACUUAUAUUUGAGAAAGUAUUCGUUCUACCUAACAUGGAUGAUAUCGUGAUCCCCAUCAUGUCUCCACUUCUGCCAGGCCAACACCAGCAGCCUCGGCCACCUUGGGAAUCCUCACACAUCACUACGUCAGCAGACACCACUCUACCUGUUCUCUUCAAAGCAUCUAUCACCAACCCAAGUAUAGUAACUCCAACUGUCAAGUUCACUCCUUCUCCACACUAAUAAACCUGAAUAUGACACUGAAUGAAGAAAUAAUCAUAAGAAAGCAAUGUGUGUAUAAGUAAAAACCUUUGCUAAUGUAAUGUCAUGUAAAAGCAUUUAAAUUUUGGUUAUAUAUUCAGUAGUAAAGGAUAGAUAACUCAUAGUUUUCAUAUGUAUAAAUGUUUUCUCUGGGAAUUUGGAAGCACCUUCUUCUGGCUUCUAGUCUGUCAUGUAACUACAGGGACUUUUAACGAAAGAAAAUCACUUUUUUCUUCUUCUUUUUUCAAUGUGAUGAGGUAGACUGUAGCUAUAUAUCUACUUAUUAUCUAUAAUUGUCUCCCUAAUUUGUAUGGAGUAGAUCAAGGGGUACAAAGUCUUCAAAAAGAGAGGGGAAUAAGGAGGGAAAAUGGUAUAGACAUGUGUAAGAAGUAAGAGGAGAGGCUACCACUUGUUUAUACUUGCCCUACACAACUUUCCCUAACUUUUCUUUGAGACUUUAGUUAACCUUGAUCCACAAGGGACACAUUGUGAGAAGUAGCUAAAUGUAAUCAAUAUCUUGGUGCUAUAGCAUUGGAUUUAUGGUUUAGAAAUUGAUUUGGCUUUUGUACACAAAACUAAAAUGAAAUUUGUCCUGAGUAGUGAAAUACAAAGCUGUUGAACUGCAUAUGGAGUAAAGGUGUUGAAUCGUAAUUGAUGGGUUAAAACAGUGUAUUUAUGUACACACACAUAUCUACUUUGGGUAAUGUAGGAAACUUAGAAGUACAAGAAGUUAAAUCAGAAGCUCCCUUCAGUUUUAUCUGGUUUGAAUUACAUCCAUGGUGCCUGUUUUACUUUAGCUUUUAGAGAAGGUAUCUUAUAAAGCCCUCAUAGCCUCAUCUUACCUUGGCCCACAAGGGGGAGGACCACAGAUUAAAGUGCACUGUACAACCAUGAAUUAUAUAUUACCAUAUAAUUUCAAUGGCCAGUUAUCAAUUAAUGAUCUGAUUUGAAAUGUCUGGUAUGAAUUAUAACGUUCUAUUCAAAAUGUUUAACUUAGAUUUAUGAAGUUAUACGUUAGUGCUUACAAGUCAAGGCAACACUGGUUGUCAUUUUCUCGGGGGUGAUAAACUAACCUUGACAGUGGUGGAAGGCAUUAGGAACACAUUCUGUAAGUGUUCAGUUUUGUUGUAACUGGACUCCUAUCAGUGAAUUUAUACAUCUUCAAGGUGUAGCUCAAUAAGGGUGGUGCAACUGUUGCUGCAGUCAUUGUGUCAGUUGGAGUCGGAGUAAAAUACCAGGAUUAGCAUUGAAAACUUGCCCAGAGAAAAUGAUAAUAUUGAGAUAAAACUCAUAUAAGCUGGGUUUAAAAAGAUGAGUUUUGCUAACCCCUGUAGAGUCCUGCCACGUCCUCUGUUGUACUUGAAGCACUGCUAAGCAAUUGUGUGAUAUGGUUAGUUGUGUGUAAGUCAUGUGGAGAUGAUCUGUCCAAAGAUGUCAUCAAUGCUUCUAAUAUACUGUACUGUGUAUCUGUUCUGUGCUUGUCCAGAUGGACUCAUUGGCAGUCUAGACUGCUUUAAAUGUUGUCGAGUACAGUAGUAGAGUGAAUGACUGUGGAUUUUGAAAAUUAGAAAUAGGUUGAAAUAUUAUUUUUGCACAUUAAGAAAACAUUACACAAAUAUUAGGAUUUUUAAUAUUGCCAAUGGUAUCAUAUCCUUCCAUUAUUAAAAAAAAAGAUAAGGUAGAUUUUUUAUAAAGAUAAUAAAUACAAAUGUAACACUGAUAUAAGGCACAGUUUGAGGCUAAGCUGCCAUGACAUUGUAGACUUACAGUAAAUUAAACUAAGUUUUACAAUAUCUGGUGUUAACUGUUUUGCUUUACUUGUGAGAAUAGUUAUACUGUAGGUAGUAUUUUGUGUUUAAUGAGGUACUGUAGUCAACUUUUCUCUCAUCAUAUCUACACUUAGGAACUAUUUUGUACUCUGUGCGUGUGUGCGCGCGCGGGCGGGCGGGCGUGCGGGCGUGCGUGCGUGCGUGCGUUUGUUUGUUUACUGUUGAUGCAUCAUGAUUUUUGUGAAAGUUGUUUCCAAUUGGAGAUGAAAAUAUACUUGACAUCAUUCAUUUUCAUCUGAAGAGAAAGCAAUAAGAUAAAAGUAAAAUGUCAGACAACUCCUGUUUCAGUGCCUCCUGUAGUAGCUCCACUGCACUUAAAAGGAAUACAGUGUUGCUUAUAUUUUAAAGUUUCUGAAAGAUCACAAAAAUCAUUUGAGAUACCUAUAGGAUAUGGCUAUGCACAUUAAGAUUUGAGGAAGUGUGCUAUUGACCACCGAGAGGAGUUUUGUGUACGUUGUAAUUGAUUAAUGGUAUUGCAGUGU
Messenger RNA from Homarus americanus (American lobster), 5908 nucleotides. RefSeq names its product testis-expressed protein 2-like. The record is from RefSeq and is a predicted model, not a curated record. The coding region runs from base 370 to 3579 and encodes 1069 amino acids. The transcript has 11 exons. Gene Ontology annotation, cellular component: endoplasmic reticulum. Gene Ontology annotation, molecular function: lipid binding. Lineage: Eukaryota; Metazoa; Arthropoda; Malacostraca; Decapoda; Nephropidae.